UUGUGGCUCGGCAGGCAGAAAUCAACAGGUGAAGCAGCUCCCCCAGCAGCAGGGAGAGAAGCGUCGCCUGUGGACUGCGUGCUUGCCUGCAGACGUCCACCCUGUUGUGUUGCUUGGCUCUGAGCGCGCGGCUCGCUUGCCCUGCAGUGACCCGGCCCGGGCAUGGCUAUUUCGGGCUCGGCCGGCCCAGGCCAGCCUGCUGGAGCAGGGGGCGCGGGUUAGCGCCCAGCCAAUCGCGGCGCGGGGCGACGUCACGGGCGACGGAUGCUUGGCCGCGGUAACAGCAGCAGCAGCAGCAGCAGGAAGGAGGUGUCGUGUGCCAUAAGUGUAACUGCCCCCCUCCCACCGCCUUGACCCCUGGGGCUAAGGAAGAGAGAACAGAUGUGGCCCAUUUGGAGCAUGCAACUGGAGAAGGCUUCCUGCGACCUGGGCUUCACCGAAGCCAUCAACAAAAGGAUGCAGGUCCCCAGCCGGCUGAAGGUGGCAGAGGACCCCAGUGCAGGAGAACUGCAGGGGGCGAUCCCGAAGGACUGCCCCCCAUCCUACCAGAUGCACAUCCCUGACAGGAUCCUGCUGGCAGAAAUGACAACGAAUGCUGCUUUCCAGCCUCACUUCCUUAGCCAGCUGUCAUACCAGCCCCUGCCUCUUGAGGAGCCCCUGCUGGAGCCAGCCAUCCAGCCGGCCAUUUACGGAGAACACCCCUUCCUCACCUUCAUCUCUGGACCUGGAUCCCCAAGGCGCAAACGGCUGGCACAUCAAAGCAGGGCCAGAAAGGAGAGGGUGCUGGCGAAGAAUCCUCAUCUGGGCUUGGGAGCUCUUGACCAGAGGCAAGACUGGCAGAAGCCAAGUGAACCGCCCCCUGCCUCCUCCACCCCCCAGCUUCCUCCGUUCCCUUUGGAGGGCAGGAUCUACUCCCUGCAGAAUGUCCUUCAGGUGCUGUGGUUCCUGGGGCACCAGAUGUUCCAGCUGUUUCGCAAGCCUGGCCAAGCCCAAUGCAGUUCCCUGGAGAGAAGUGUGGCCUCAGUGAACUCUCUGGAGGACUUUGGCACCACAGAGGUUCUGGCAAUGAGGAAGCAGCUGAUGAAGAUCUCAGGGCGGCUUCAGCGCCUGGAGAAGCAGCGUGUGGGCUGGCACCAGAAGGAGCUGCUGUUCUACUCUGUGCUGGCCUCUUCCUGCCUUCUCAACAUGUGGCUUUGGCACAAAAGAUGAGGAAGCCACCCUGCUCCAAGCAGCAAGACUUGCUGCCAGCAGUCAACCUUGUGCUUGUUAGUUUUCACUGAGCACUUGCCUAGGUGUCCUGGGGCUUCCUUGUUUUGGGUUGCAGCAAAAGGGAAAUCGGCUGGAGGGGAUGUGCCUUGUGUGUGCAGAAGGACGAAGGCAAGAAAUUGGGCAGGGCUGGGGGUCCAACAGAAGGCAGCUACUCCUUAGUCGGGACUCACCUUUCUUUUGAAUAUGGCUUCAUAUGCGUGAUUCAUUCAGGCCUGAUGUGAUAUACUUUCUUUAGGGAGGGGUCCAAGGCAGCUCUAGCUGCAGUUAUGAUGAUGGGAUUGCCACCCAUACAAGGGAUGUUGAGUUGCCUUAAGAUGAUGGCUUUGGGGUAAGUGUUGAUUGGUGUGCUUGGGGUUAGUUACCAUCAAGGCAGGGUUGGUGGAGUAAAGGAGAAGGAUCAGGUUCUCACCUGCAGGAGGGUUGAUGGGAACAGGAAGGGUAGGAAGAGAUCGAUGGAAACUCUCAGGACCUCAGUCCCUAUAGUAAAAUAGAUUUAAAGCAGUGGGCAGUAUUUGUGGCCAGCUUCUGCUAGAAGUACAGGGGUAGGACUGAGCCAACCCGGGAAGAUCACAACCCCAGGGUUUCCCCAAGGCUUCUCAGGGUCCUCCAGGGCAAGCCAAGUUUUCCUUAGUGAGCUGAUGGUUUCCUGGCCAGUGGGCCUGUAUCUAACAGUUUGAGUGUCCUAAAAUUCUAAUAAAAUUUAUGGUAAAGAG
Messenger RNA from Lacerta agilis (Sand lizard), 1982 nucleotides. Its product is annotated as mitochondrial fission factor-like. Bases 382 to 1209 code for a protein of 275 amino acids. The transcript has 7 exons. Gene Ontology annotation, biological process: positive regulation of mitochondrial fission. The record is from RefSeq and is a predicted model, not a curated record. NCBI's taxonomy places the organism in Eukaryota, Metazoa, Chordata, Lepidosauria, Squamata, Lacertidae. Gene Ontology annotation, cellular component: mitochondrial outer membrane; peroxisome.